Molecule: messenger RNA, 943 nt
Organism: Sitodiplosis mosellana (orange wheat blossom midge)
Lineage: Eukaryota; Metazoa; Arthropoda; Insecta; Diptera; Cecidomyiidae
Gene: Arv1
Product: protein ARV1
Exons: 5
Coding region: 186-908 (240 amino acids)
Biological process (GO): intracellular sterol transport; regulation of plasma membrane sterol distribution; sterol metabolic process
Cellular component (GO): Golgi apparatus; cortical endoplasmic reticulum
Source: RefSeq, a predicted model, not a curated record
UGUCCAAAUUCCAUAUGAUAUUUGACAAACCAUUCAUUUGACACUCAGUGUCACUCAUUCCGAAUUGUCAUUCGGACUAUAGGAGUAAACAAAAGAAUUUAAAAUGAGAAAUAAAACAUUUUGAACGCAUGAAUAAAAAUAGCAAAUUGAAAUAGUACAAAAAUAUAAUCCACCGCCGAAUAAAAAUGGUGACCACACAGAAGAAGUAUAUUUGCAUCAAUUGCGGUCAUCCAAUCGAUGAACUUUACACCAAAUACAGCGCAAAUGUGAUGAAAAUCGUCAAUUGUGACAAAUGUCAUGAAAUUGCCGACAAAUACAUUGAAUUUGAACCCAUCGUCGUUGUUAUUGACUUGGUUCUACUGUCACGGCCCACUUACCGGCAUCUGUUGUAUAACACUGACUUUAAGAUCCACUGGAAAUUGACGUUGAUUAUUUGCUUACUUGACGCAUACAUUUCCUGGUCCAACAAAUCACAUAUCCUCGCUGCUGAAGUUAACAAUGAACAAUUUACCAAAGAAAAACUAUUUUACCUGUGCUUCGCCUUGGCUGUUGCAGACAAUUUGGUGUUGAUGGCGCUGUUGAGUUUUAGCUUAAGGAAAUCUCCACUGUUUCUAUCGGCUUCGAAUCAAGCGAUAUUGUUGAUCAAAGCCAUGUGUUUGGCAAAUGUGACCAAAUUUUUCCUAUUGCCCAUUGUCAUAUGGAAGACACAACAGAGUGACUAUGUUGUUCAACUAAAUUUCCUACUUUUCAUCGGAUACUUCGUUAGUGGACUCAUUCAUGUUCAUUCAGUGAUAUCUGGAUUUAGCCGAAUUUACUCUGGAUUUUCCGUGAUCUCAUCUCUCGCCAUCAAGUCCAUCAUGUUCAAUAUUUUGAUACGUUAUUUGGAGCGGAAUUUUUUCCUCUUCUAAAUCGUCCAAUAAAAAACACGUCCAACAAGUUUUAA